This is a messenger RNA of Pyrgilauda ruficollis (rufous-necked snowfinch), 5593 nucleotides long. Its product is annotated as neuropeptide FF receptor 2-like. Gene Ontology annotation, cellular component: membrane. Gene Ontology annotation, molecular function: peptide binding; neuropeptide receptor activity. Gene Ontology annotation, biological process: G protein-coupled receptor signaling pathway. The record is from RefSeq and is a predicted model, not a curated record. NCBI's taxonomy places the organism in Eukaryota, Metazoa, Chordata, Aves, Passeriformes, Passeridae.
CAGGGAGCAGCGGAGAGGGGCAGGACAGGGAGUCCUUGGGGUGUUCUGGGGUAUCCUGGAUGGGAUCCAUCCUCCUCUUUAUCUCAUGUCCCAGCACCACUGGCUCUCCAGCUUGUCCUGACAUCACAGGGGGAGCCCAGGCUGUGGGUUCAGGGACCAAAUUCCCUGUUUCCAGCCCCAUUUCCAGCAGCUGGAAGCUCAGACUCAGCUGGGAAAGGAAGAGGCCUGAGUUGUGUGGGGUUUUGGGGAUCAGAUCGGGGCAUCCCACAGUGAGCCUGGGCCAGGCACCUUCAUGUCCUGGAAACAGGGACCGAGGCCUGUGUUUGGAGGGCACCAGGCUCAUUUGGCUAGUUUUAGGAUCCUGUAAUAAAUAAAUAAAUCAGGCUUUUUUUUUGGCUCAGAAAUGAGGCAAGUCCACGUUGUUGGCACUUGGAGUAGGCACCGGGCAGCCUCAGGGCUGUGAAACAGACUCCAGCCCUGUCUGGGGAGUGCGAAUGGAAGCUCAUCCAGGCACUUGAGGGCUUUGGUCAGAGAGCCCAAAUCCUGAGUUUUGGGGGUCGGGGCGGACCCCAGGCUGUGAGACACGGUGGGACCUGGGCAUGGAGUGAGGCAGUCCCAGGUCCGGAGCGGAACCGGGAACAUUUGUGCCUCUGGAGUCGCUCCCCUCCUUUCCCCUCCAUGCCCCUCUAUCACCCAGAUGCUCUUUGCAAGGGAAAAAUAGAAAUUAUGCCACGGACAAAAGCAUUGACAGCAGAACUGGACAGAGCUGGGCAGUGUGAGCAGCCCGUGGAAGUCAAACCGGUGACCAUCCAGGGGGAUUUUAAAUCGGAUACUGCAGGUUUCAUCUCGCAGGAACUCCAGUUUUUUUGGCACCUCUUGCUUAUAUGCUUCCCUGUUGGAAGAGGUCAAUUAGUCUUUUUAAUGACCAGAUUAGCCAGCACAGGGUAAAACAGCCAGCAUUUCCUGAACACCUCCAUCACUUCCACAUCCAUCUGCACCCAGGGGCCGAUGGAGAGCAGCUCAUCCUGAACAGGCUCCGAGGUGGGACUGGAUGACCCUUGAGGUCCAAACCAAACCGUUCUGGGGUUCCAUGGACGCUUCCAUGAGCUCUCCCGGCCUUUAUUUCGCAUCGUGUCCUUCCUUCUGCUCCCAGCAGAUGGUGCCGCCGGCCUUUAGAAGGGAUGGAAGUGUCCUGGGACAGGGAGCCGCUUUUAAAACGAAAAGGAAAAUAUUCUGCAGGAAAUCCGUGAUGAAGAUUCCAUGCUGACGUUCCACGGGGGAAGCAGAAAGCGAUUCCCUGCAAAAUUCCCUGCGUUGUGGUUACGUUGUUGCUUCCACGAGUAACACCUCUCCAUCUGAAGCUCUUUGGAUUCCCAAGUGAACUCGCCACCUUUUGGGCUUCCAGGCAGAGGGAAUGUGAACGUGGGGAAGUGAUGGGGAGCAGGGAACUGCAGCAGGGUGUGUGUGUGUGUGCAGGGAGAGCUGGGGUAGGAAUUCCAGACAAAAUCCUCUUAGCUGGAUGCAGGGCCUUCAGGAUGCUCUCUUGGUCAGAAGUUUCUCUAUCUGUGGCUUUUUUCUGCAUCCAGCUCCGGGCCCCCAGUCCUGGAUUCUGGAAUUCCAUUCUGCUGCGUCACACAGGGCAAAAUUGCCCUCGCUGCAAUGUCUGUGUGUGGCUGGAGCUUCUCAGCCUCCACUUACAGCACGUGAUGAUUCCAUAUGGUUCCACGCUGAGUUAUGCUGGAAAAGAAUUUUAUGGUUUAGAUUCAUAUUGGGAUAAUUGUUUGUUCUCUGGAAUUUACAUGAUUUGUUAAAGGAUUGAUUUUUAAAACUAUGCCAGGAAUUAAAAGGGGAGUGUAAAAAAUAGAGAAUUUAUUCUUAUUGAAGAAUGGUUUCCUACAUCCAUGAAAUCAUUAAUUGGAAGCCUGUUCUCCCAGAAGCUCUCCUUGGGAUGCUGUUUUUCUUUCCAGGACCUCCUUGUGCUGCCCGGGGUGGGCACGGAGCAGUUUGGGGACACUGGGGGUGGCAGCAGGUGCUCCUGAGCCUCUGCCUUUGGGAUUCCUGCCCCCGUGUUGCAGGAGAGCCAAUCCACCUGGGCUGGCAGCUGGAGCACUCUGCAGAGCUCCAGGAUUGGGAAAAGAAGAUCCAGGGGCUGUUUGUUUGUUUUUAUCUCAGUGACCAAGACGAGUUCACAUCAUUUUAAUUUGCUCUUUUAUCAGUAGCAGAUAACUCCAGUAGGAGGGAAGUGUCUGGAGCUUGAAGUAGCCUUUAAAUCCAAGCCACACUGCUAAGUCUAAAAUGCAGUGAGAUCGGUUUGGGGUGUUCUGUUGGGAAAAGGGAUGUAAAAAAGUGUAACUCUGAGCAUUUCCUGAGGCUGGCAGGUAAGAUGGCACCUUAUCCCAAAAGAAUGGACCUGUGCUGCUGGGUUUUUUUUUUCCCAAAAGAAAAUCCUAGCAAGGAAAACUUACUUGCAGUCCUUGCUGUGUGUUGCAGCUGUCAUUUACUGAGCAGAAUUGGCUUCAGCUGGAGUCAAACCAGGAGGUUUCCGAGGUAACCUCCCAGCAUGUCAAAUUCCUGACAUCAAUCAGAGGUGCCUAUCCAGGUAAGGCUUAGGAUUUGGUGUUAAUUCAAAUCGAGUCACCGAGGCAGCAGCAAAUGGAAAUUCAAGAGCACCAAAAGGAUUCAAAUCCUCAGAGCAGGUCACAGGGGAAAAAAAACCAAAUUAAUUAAUGAGUACCUAAAGUCCCUGUGUGGACGUGGAUGGUGAUGUAAAAGGGAAGAGUCAGAAGGUACAGGGAGAGUUCAGCCCUUCCACAGCCAUCAUCCUUCUGGAGAGGUGACACUGGUGUCACCUUCACAGCCAGUUCUUCUCCUCUGCAGUUAUUUAAGACUCGAGGUGUUUCCUCUGGGCAAAUCCAGCAUGGGGCUGUGCUGGAGUGCUCAGGAUCCAAUCCUACAGGAGCUCAGCUCUUCUGCCCUUGGGCCAGGCAGGCUGCUCUGCCCAAUUUCCAGCGAGGCACAAUCCAAUAUUCUGCAUCCCAGGAGCUUGGGUGGGGGGUUAAAAUGCUGUUUAUUGUGACAGGCUCAUGAUGUGCCCAGGCUGUGGGCUGUCUGUGUCUCACAGAGGGCACUGGCACUUCCUGUGCUAAAAGAGAUGGAAAUCAAACAAUUAUGUGGCUCUUGCUGGUGCAAAGAACCCUUGUGAUGUGCUCUGCGCGCUGGGAUUGGUUUGGUUUUUCCUGGCUUUCACCUGGCAGUGAUGACAGGAUCCUCUGUGCCCCCCAUUUUUUGGGGUGGAACAUAAACUGGAAAAAAGCUGUGGCCAGUCCAGAUAUUUCCUGGGGUCCCUGCCCAGUUUCCAGUGAUGGAACUGCUACUUGGAAACUGGAUCCUGGGAGGACUUGAGUAAUUUCCUACUGGAAGCUUUUAAAACAGGGACUUGCUUCCAAGGUAAGGCAGCUGAAAUCUUAUUGCUUGCCAGGCUUCUCAAUAAAGUGGUGGCAUAAAUGUGCCUGGGUGUGGAAAUCUUACUUUAACCUGAUCUCAGGGAGCAGUUGGCUGAGGUUUUAGUUAAGAUUUAAAACAGCCUCUGACACAUCAAAUAAAAAAAAUGUACAUUUAGAAGCUUAAAGGUUGACUGAGCACAAAGUAAAAAAAAAAAUGUAAUGACAAGGAAUAGGUAACAGCCUUGGCUCUCAUGAAGUAGGGUGGAAAUUAUAUAUAAAUAUUCCUAUAUAUAUAUAAAUACAGAGCCAUAACCAACUUGCUGUGAAUGCCUCACCUUCCAUUUGCAUCUCCUGAUUUACAUUUACAAUUUGGCUUUGGGGUGAAAUGUUUUUUAUUCCCAGCUCCAGUGGAUGAGUAAUCUGCAGCUGAGUCUGGUGUUUAUUACAUCCAUCCCGCUGAUAGCCUUGCUCUCCACCAUUUGAAGUUUGAGAUCUUUUUAAAAGAAAUAGCCACAAACUAUUUUCUUUGGCCCCAGCUCAGGCUAUGCAGAUGAAUGGCUCUGAGGGGAGGAUAAGCAGUUUAGGCUCAUGGAGAGGAGAUGGGUGUGCAGCUCUGAGAUUGGCACAACUCCCUGGGAUUGCCCAUUUCAAAAUGAGAAAUUUGCUUCUCAAGGCGCACUUGUUUUUCCUUAUGAAAGUAAAUGUCAGUAAGAAAAAAAAAUUAUUGGAGUGCAACUGGCUGUUUUUGGGGUGUGUUUUCUUCCACAGCUCCUUUCUCCCAGCUGAAAACCUGCUGGGAUAUUUUGGCUUGUUUGGAGAUGAACCACUCUGAGGUAUGCCAUAUAAAACAUCAUGGAAAUAUUGAUGGAUGAAGAAGUUAAACACUUGAAGAGCUCCUGUGAAAACACCAGGCACUGGCUUAAUUUCUCCUUCCAGCCAAUCCUCCUCCCCCUCAGCUUCAGGAUAAUAGAAAUCCGUGGAGCUUUUCCAUUUCCUGUCAUCUGCAGCGUUGGUGCAGCCACUUCCCUACGCCUGCCACAGCCACAAUUUCAUUAGUGCAACUGGGAUGAGACUCAGCUUCAGUUUUGCCUCAAGGCUGUUUACAACUUCUUGUUCACCAAGCUACGGACAAAAACUAUUCCAGGGAUCAUUACUGAGGAGAUUAGCAGAUGCUGCCUCGCAACACAGUGUCAGAAGCAGAGAGAAAACACAAAGGCACAAGGAGGAGGAGGAGGAUGGACUCAAACUCUUGGUGGGCUUGGCCUCACUUGGAUUUGCUGAGCCACAACGGGACGUACACGUACCUGUACUUGGAAGGAAACGUCUCCUACGUGGGCUUCUACCUCCACCAGCCUUGGGUGGCUGCUGUCUUCAUCACCUCCUUCCUCCUCAUCUUCCUCCUCUGCACGGUGGGCAACGGGGGCGUUUGUUUCAUCGUCCUGUGGAGCAAGCACGUGCGCAGGGUCACCAACCUGUUCAUCCUCAACCGUGACUUGCUGGUGGGGCUCUUCUGCGUGCCCACCACCCUCCUGGACAACAUCAUUGCAGGGUGGCCCUUUGGGAGCCUGGUGUGCAAGAUGAGCGGGAUGGUGCAAGGCAUCUGUGUUUCUGAAGCCUUCCUUACACGGCUUCUCCGCUGCCCGUGCCGCAGGUUCCGGUGCAUCGUGCAUCCCUUCAAGCACAAUGGCUUCUUCCACCUGGCUUCCAUCCUUCCCAUCUGGCUGCUGGCCGUGGCCACCACGCGUCCCUCGGCCGUGCUGCUGCGGGUGCGGGAGGAGAAGCGUUUCUUCUGGUGCCGGGAGGAGCGGCCGGAGCCGGCCAUGAGGAGGAUCUACACCACGGUUCUCUUUGCCAACAUCUACCUGGCUCCGCUGUCGCUCAUCGUGCUCGCGUACGCCGGGAUCGGCCUGUCCCUCUCCCUAUCCUCCAUCUAUCCCUUGGCUCACCGGCUGGCCUUCUUCAACAGCAGCGCCAACGCCCUCAUCUACGGCUUCUGCAAGGAGAAAUUCCGCCGCGGCUUCCGGGCCGUGCUCGGGCUCCGGCUCUGCUCCAUGCCGGCCUGCUCCCAGCCAUUCCCAGGCAAUGCCGUCCUGCCCGCUGCGCCAGGAUCCCGCUCCCCAGGAGGCAGAGAGAGGGAACUGGGUGAAUAA